AUGUCCGGGAGGAGCGUCCAACUCUCCACUACAGAACGCGUCGUCAAAGGUGCCAACCGGGCCUUCUCCUUGACCCGCGAGAAACGGCUCUCUGCUGGGCGAUGGCUCCGGGUCGGGAGGGAGGGAGGGAGCGGAGGAGGUGCAGCCGCAGCCCGGAGGGGUUGGCGAGAGGGAGGCUGGGGGACCCGGACCGUGCCCUUCCCUGGGGGAGGACCUGGACGGGGUGUGGACCAGGCGAAGGCGGGGAUCUCCACUGUCCCCUUUCCUCCAACUCAACGGCUUACUUUGAAGGAAGUAUUUGAAAAUGGGAAACCUAAAAUUGACAUUUUGAAAAACCAUUUGGUGAAGGAAGGCCGACUGGAAGAAGUAGUAGCCUUAAAAAUAAUCAAUGAUGGGACUGCCAUCCUGAGAGAAGAGAAGACUAUGAUAGAAGUGGAUGCUCCAAUCACAGUGUGUGGUGACAUUCAUGGACAGUUCUUUGAUCUUAUGAAGUUGUUUGAAGUUGGAGGAUCACCUAGUAACACACGCUACCUCUUUCUGGGUGACUAUGUGGACAGAGGCUAUUUCAGUAUAGAGUGUGUGCUGUAUUUAUGGAGUUUAAAGAUUAAUCAUCCCAAAACAUUGUUUCUUCUUCGAGGAAAUCAUGAAUGCAGGCAUCUUACAGAAUACUUCACCUUCAAACAGGAAUGUCGAAUCAAAUAUUCUGAAGCAGUGUAUGAUGCAUGCAUGGAAACAUUUGACUGUCUUCCUCUUGCUGCCCUCUUAAAUCAGCAGUUUCUGUGUGUACAUGGUGGGAUGUCCCCUGAAAUCACUUCUUUAGAUGACAUUAGGAAAUUAGACAGGUUUAAAGAACCUCCAGCCUUUGGGCCAGUGUGUGACUUGCUUUGGUCUGAUCCUUCUGAGGACUAUGGCAGUGAGAAGACCUUGGAGCACUAUACUCACAACACUGUCCGAGGGUGCUCUUAUUUCUACAGUUACCCUGCAGUUUGUGAAUUUUUGCAGAACAAUAAUUUGUUAUCAGUAAUCAGAGCCCAUGAAGCUCAAGAUGCUGGGUAUCGAAUGUACAGGAAGAGCCAAACAACAGGCUUUCCAUCACUCAUUACAAUUUUCUCUGCCCCAAAUUACCUAGAUGUCUAUAACAAUAAAGCUGCUGUGCUGAAAUACGAAAACAAUGUCAUGAAUAUCAGGCAGUUCAACUGUUCUCCGCACCCUUACUGGCUCCCAAACUUUAUGGAUGUUUUCACAUGGUCUUUGCCUUUUGUUGGGGAAAAAGUAACAGAGAUGCUGGUUAACAUUCUCAACAUAUGCUCUGAUGAUGAACUGAUACCCGAUGAGGAAGCAUUAGAAGGAGGUACUGCAGUUCGUAAGGAAAUCAUCAAGAAUAAAAUCAGAGCCAUUGGGAAGAUGGCACGGGUCUUUUCAAUUCUUCGGGAAGAGAGUGAGAGUGUGCUGACUCUUAAGGGCCUGACUCCUACAGGCACACUCCCUUUGGGUGUCCUCUCAGGAGGGAAGCAGACUAUUCAAACAGCCACAGUAGAAGCAGUAGAGGCCCGGGAAGCCAUCAGAGGGUUUUCCCUGCAGCACAAGAUCCGGAGUUUUCAAGAAGCCCAAGGACUGGACCGAAUUAAUGAGCGGAUGCCACCCCGAAAGGAUACUGUACACUCUGAUGGGCCAGUGAGAUUGCUAACCUCUGUACAUCCUAACGCUGCUUACAGGAGCGACCAAGGAAAGAAAACUCAGUAA
Molecule: messenger RNA, 1743 nt
Organism: Chrysochloris asiatica (Cape golden mole)
Lineage: Eukaryota; Metazoa; Chordata; Mammalia; Afrosoricida; Chrysochloridae
Gene: PPP3CC
Product: protein phosphatase 3, catalytic subunit, gamma isozyme
Exons: 14
Coding region: 1-1743 (580 amino acids)
Biological process (GO): calcineurin-mediated signaling
Cellular component (GO): cytoplasm; calcineurin complex
Molecular function (GO): calmodulin-dependent protein phosphatase activity; calmodulin binding
Source: RefSeq, a predicted model, not a curated record